This is a messenger RNA of Salvelinus fontinalis (brook trout), 1724 nucleotides long. RefSeq lists its product as uncharacterized. Bases 344 to 1342 code for a protein of 332 amino acids. The record is from RefSeq and is a predicted model, not a curated record. NCBI's taxonomy places the organism in Eukaryota, Metazoa, Chordata, Actinopteri, Salmoniformes, Salmonidae. The transcript has 6 exons.
GCAGCCAUUUCCUGAUCAUGCUUUUUCUUCUUGGAAGCCACUGACGUUCCAUUGCUCACGAAGAGAACAAAGAAUACUCCGGUUGGAACUUUAUUGAAGCUAUAUGUUAAAAACAUCCUAAUGAUUGAUUCAGGACUUAGUUUGAAAUGUUUCUUCGACCGGUAAUAUCACAUUUUGAAGUUUUUGUCCGAUAUAAAGCUGACCAGAAUUAGCGUUUGGACAUGUUUACCAAACGUGCUAACAAUUGGACAUAAAUAACAGAUUUUUUCGAACAAAACAAACAUUUAUUGUGGACCUGGGAUUCCUGGUGUGCUUUCUGAUGUAGAUCAAAGGCAGAAGAGAAAUGAUCCCCCUGAUAAUUAUAGUUCUGGUGGCCACAGCGGCGGCACAAGCUGGUGCUACGUUCUGUAAUCUCACUGAAGAGAGUGGAAACCAUCAAUGCUAUGGGGCUGUGGGAGAAUGUUUGUCCUUACAUCUGACUGCAAACAGAGAUGAAGAAAAAAUUACAUUGAAGAAAGGUGAUAAUCGUAUUCUGUACUUCCAAACUGGAGAAGACUGGAGAUCUAAAUUGAAUCAGGAUUAUGUGAAUCGCUCCGAGUUCUUUAACAAUGGAACAUUCAGGCUGGACGGAGUUAUAGAGGAAGACUGUGGAGAUUACCAAUUGGAUAUAUUUAAUUCAGAGGGAACAAAGUUGCGGAGAGUCAACAUGCAACUUGAGAUACAAGCCCCGGUGUCAGAGCCAGUGUUGUCUUUCCUCUGUCUGCCUCAUGGAGAGAGCGAGGUCACAUGCUCCUCAGAGGGAGAUGGUCUUCAGUACAGCUGGACCCUGAAUGGACAGAAUCUGACCAGGAGUGUAGCCUAUGACCACUACCAGAACAGUGUCAUCAUACUGAAGAGUGAUGUGACAGGAACCCUGACCUGUAUGGUUCAGAAUAAAGUUAGCAGCAGCAGCUCCACUAUUGAUCUCUCCUUGGCCUGCCCAGUUUUCUCCUCCCAGUUUCGUUUUGUAAUUGUGACAGUAGCUAUAGCUCUAGCUGUUGGAACUCUUGUCCUACUUCUUGCGGUGUUUGUUGGCGUGAACCGUCUCUGUGGGAAACUGAGAUUUGGACAUACUACUUCAGGUUGCUCUAAUGAUGAGGGUGCUGCUGUUGUAUACGCUGAAGUAUUCAAUAAAAGAAAGACAGAAGUCAACCAGAAAGCUACAGAGAUGAUGGAGUAUGGAGAAGUCAAAAUGGCUGCCAGUCUUAAUGAGGAAGAAAGCCCCAAGAAUCAGGGGGACUUGGAAAUGACAACCAACCAGACAUAUGACACAUCUUCUCUGACAACUUUCGGCAGGACUUAGUAGAAACCAAAAAUGUGGGAGUGUAUUACUCCCUUGUAUAUGUUUGUGUUGUCAUUUGAGUCUAUGUAAAUGUAUAUUGCUUCAAAUCUUGAACUUUUAACCCUUUCAACCAAACCUAUAAACCAAAUGGAGGGACGUUGGUCUGAAACAAAAAAAGUUAAAUAUCUUCAUUUUAUGAUUGUGUGAUGUUUUCAGUGUUUGGGAUCUUUUGCAAUAUUGUAUGUUUGCCAUCCAUUCUCCUUCAUUUGCUGCUGACUUGGGUGUGUACUUUAUUUGGCAAUGUCAGAGUGUUAAAUGGUAAAUGUAAGAGAGAAACAUUGAUGAACAUGAUAGCUUAUCUUCCUUGCAAUAUCAUUCUUAUUAAACUUGAAAAGCUAUUUUA